Octodon degus (degu) is the source of this 3823-nucleotide messenger RNA. It is a transcript of the gene Asb10, whose product is annotated as ankyrin repeat and SOCS box containing 10. The record is from RefSeq and is a predicted model, not a curated record. Gene Ontology annotation, biological process: intracellular signal transduction. Bases 259 to 1656 code for a protein of 465 amino acids. Lineage: Eukaryota; Metazoa; Chordata; Mammalia; Rodentia; Octodontidae. Gene Ontology annotation, molecular function: protein binding. The transcript has 6 exons.
CUGCUGUGGGGGACCUACGUGUGAUCUGGGCUGGCCUGAGCCCUCCAGGCACAGAACCCCAGGGCUCUGGGAAGUGGUGAAGCCCCUGGUUGCUGCUCCCCACCACAAACACCUUGGCCCUGAGGAGAAGUCACGCGGAGCCCAGAAUAGCUCUUGCCGGACCUCGUGGCCAGGCCGGGCUCCAGCUGGGGACGCAGCGACACUCGGCCUCAAUCUCUGCAUUUCCCUCCUCUGGCCUCUUGCUCUUCCUGCAAGCUCAUGAGCUGGUCCCCAGAAGAGUGCCGGGGGCAGCGACAGCCCCAGGGUGACAGACACACCCUCUGUGCCAGGCUGGUGGAAAGGCCCGGCAGCGGCUCUGAGGAAGCUCCGGAGCCCCGCCUGGGACCCAUCGCCACCCGCACAGCCUCAGGACCUGCCCUCGCCUUCUGGCAGGCAGUGCUGGCAGGGGACGCAGGCUCUGUGUCCCGCAUCCUCUCAGACUCCAGUGCCAGCCUGGCUCCUGAUUCUGUCUUUGAUACCAGCGACCCAGAGCGGUGGAGGGACUUCCGAUACAACAUCCGUGCUCUGAGACUAUGGUCCCUGACGUACCAGGAGGAGCUGACCACCCCACUGCACGUGGCAGCCAGCCGGGGCCACACAGAGGUACUGCGGCUGCUGCUGAGGCGCAGGGCUCAGCCGGACAGCGCCCCAGGGGGCCGCACCGCCCUGCACGAGGCCUGCGCAGCUGGCCACAGCACCUGUGUCCAUGUGCUGCUGGUGGCCGGUGCUGACCCCAACCUCCCUGACCAGGACGGGAAACGACCCCUGCAUCUCUGCCAAGGUCCUGGCGCCCUCCCGUGUGCAGACCUGCUGCUGAGGUUUGGAGCACGAGUAGAUGGUCGCUCUGAGGAGGAAGAGGAGACCCCCUUGCACACGGCUGCCCGACUUGGCCACGUGGAGCUGGUGGACCUGCUGCUAAGACGGGGUGCGUGUCCUGAUGCCCGCAAUGCUGAAGGCUGGACACCGCUGCUGGCUGCCUGUGACACUCGCUGUCCAUCCCCUGACGAUGCCCAGGCCACCUCAGCCCGUUGUUUCCAGUUGUGCCACCUACUGCUCUCGGCGGGAGCAGAUGCUGAUGCUGCCGACCAGGACAGGCAGCGGCCCUUGCACCUUGCCUGUCGCCGAGGCCACACAGCCGUUGUGGAGCUCUUGCUGUCCUGUGGCGUCAGUGCCAACGCCAUGGACUAUGGGGGACACACACCCCUGCACUGUGCUCUGCAGGGCCCUGCUGCAGCCCUGGCCGAGACCCCGGAGCAUGUGGUCCGCGCUCUGCUCAACCAUGGCGCCGUCCGAGUGUGGCCGGGGGCCUUGCCCAAGGUGCUGGAGCGCUGGCACUCGUCCCCGAGGAUCAUCGAGGUCCUGAUGAACACCUACAGUGUCGUGAGGCUUCCGGAGGAGGCAGUGGGCCUGAUACCUCCUGAAACGCUGCAGAAGCACCGGCACUUCUACUCCUCGCUCUUCUCCCUGGUGAGGCAGCCACGAUCCCUGCAGCACCUGAGCCGCUGUGCGCUACGCACACACCUGGCCGGCUGCCUGCCUCUGGCCCUGCCCGGCCUGCCCCUGCCACCUCGCCUGCUCCGCUACCUGCAGCUCGAGUUCGAGGAUGUGCUAUACUAGGGCCUCACUAUGCAGUCUAGGCUGGCCUUGGACUCACAGUGUAGCCCAGGCUGGCCUCGAACUUGUAAUCUUUCAAUCUCAGCCAGCUGAGUGUUAGGAUGACAGGUAUUCUCUGCUGGGCCAGCCACUCUUCGUCCUCUUUCUGUGCUUCCUGGGCCCCAGGUGUUAGGGACUAGGCAUAGGGCUGUGCGCGAGACACAUUCCUGCCCUCAGUGAAUUCUCGAUCGAUCCCAAAAGCAGUGUGGGAAUUAAUCACAACAUAGGAGCGGUGAACUGAAGGCAGAACGACAGUGGGAGCGGGGCUGAGGGCGAAGAGGAAAGCAAGGAGUGGGGUAGGGGUGGGGAGGUGUUACGGGCGCCAUGCCUGGCUCAAGGGAUGCGAGGGGAGGGGCGCGCCCUGCGCGGAGGGUGCUGAGGGGCUGAGGGGAGGGCCACAAGGCGACGUGCGGUGGUCACCUCGUGGAGGCCGUGCCUACCAUUGUCCCUCGCAAGGGGAUGCCAGGAGGUUCCCUCUGGGGUCAGACACCAGACACCCGGCCAGGCAGGGAGCCUCCUCCCCAGCCUCCCGGCUGUCGGUCCCGCGGGCCCAGAGCCUCUCCCCGGUAAUUGCUUUCCAUAAUGUGUUUGCUCCAAACCAAUUUCACGCCUCCGUGAGGACUCCGCCCUGCACUGGAGGCGCGGACCUCCUCACCACCAGCCUGCCCGCGUGUGCACGCGUGGGCUCACACACGCAGCACACAUGCAGGGCGGCAGAUGCACUGGCACAGGAAACAUGCAGGCGGCUACACGUACGCACGCUAGAGUUUAAGACGCUGGUGUCCAGGCCCCGCCCCGCCCUACUCACCCCCAGGGUUUAGCGGGUUCUCCUCGCGCCUUCCUCUGCCCUGCGUGCGUUCCUCUACCUAACGCCAGGGGUCGCUGCAUCAGCCCGCGCCUCCGCGGUGACUGCAGUCGCGCGCUGCUGCCACCAGAGGGGACCCGCGCACAGAGCUCGGUGCUGCCCACCGCACGGGGUCUCUCUCCCGCCAAUGAGUGAGCCCGCGGUGUGGACCUGUUGGCUUUGACUUCAGAACACUUUGCUCCUGGUUAGCAUCCCAAGCGGGGAUCCCAGUGCCUAGAGAGAGCCAACGAUCAGGUCCGACACAGCUAGACGAGUUCUGGUCAGGGAUCCAGUAGGAGAACAGGAAUUUCCUGAUGGUGAGAAAUUUGCAAGCCACAGCAUCUGUCCUUGGUACUGAUGGCAGAGCCAGCAGCGGUGCUGGGGGAGCCACUGAUCUUCGGGAAGCUGAGUCCUGUUCCGGGCCACUCUGCCCUUCGCCUGCUCACCUGCUGGAAGAGCUCGUUCUGGACGGUAGUUCCUCAUUCACGUGAUCCUCGGCUUUGGGCUACGUGGAGCACAAAGUAAUCCUCUCUUGCACACAGGGAAUUUUGUUUUUGUUUUUCAGUACCGGGGAUUGAACUCGGGACCUUGUACUUGCCAGGAGGGCACUUAUGCCAGUGAACUAUCUUAUCUCUCUGGCCCAAGGAGAUGUUGAAGAAGGCCCAAGGUCCGCUGGCCCAGUGAGGGGGCGGGUCUUUUUACUCCCAGAAGUGGCUUUUGCUUUUGCCGUGUGGCCUCCUCUCCACACUAGAUGAAUGGGCAGGGAAGGAAGGGGCUGCAAGUGUCACCCCUGAGCAUGUGACACUGGCUACUGCUUGUCAAGGACCCCAAAAAGCCACCCUUCAUGACCCUAGCAUGGCAAGAGCACAGAUUGAAGAUACAAAAGCGUUAGAACGCAUGGUAUAGGAUACAAUGUCUCCAAGCCUGAGCCACACCAGAUCAAUACCAAAGUCCCCAAAGUGUCACUCGUCUCAGCUCAGAGUUGGUGGCCUACUGGGUUGUGUUGGUACCAAGGUAUAAACUUGUGUUCUCUCUGCCUGCUUAAGUGAAGAGUCCAUUUUUCCCUCUUAGUUAUGAGCAAUAGCUCAUCAUGAGUUACGUGACAUCUUCUAGAUGGGAGCCUUUUUACCCUUGACGACGCAGGAUCCAUUCUCUACUGCCAAAGAGUGACAGACAGGCUUCCUUAAGUAACCUUUUACUGGUGAGACUGGUGGAAGGGUGAUUUCAGUAUAUAUCUUUUUGAGCUUUUGGAAUUCUGUACUAUGUGUUUUAUUACCUAUGCAAAAA